Molecule: messenger RNA, 2008 nt
Organism: Dendroctonus ponderosae (mountain pine beetle)
Lineage: Eukaryota; Metazoa; Arthropoda; Insecta; Coleoptera; Curculionidae
Gene: Pdp
Product: pyruvate dehydrogenase [acetyl-transferring]-phosphatase 1, mitochondrial
Exons: 7
Coding region: 168-1703 (511 amino acids)
Biological process (GO): protein dephosphorylation
Molecular function (GO): cation binding; protein serine/threonine phosphatase activity
Source: RefSeq, a predicted model, not a curated record
AGAAACGGCCUUAACCUCACUUCCUUGCAGUCAAAUUUAACAACAAUGUCACUAAUCUAAUUUUAUCGCGAUUUUUCCAAAUAAUGCCCAAAACAUUAUCAACCGCACAUCAAUUUUCAUUAAGAAGACGUUCGUUUACGCAACUAGAACAUAAAUAACAGGCCACCAUGGUAGUGGGCUGCAAAAGUCGGCAGUUAUUCGAGUCGGGAAAACACUUGACAUUUUCCAAGAGGUUUUCCCUGAGACCGUCCACUAGUACGCUGCGGUUCAAUAAUUAUUCGACUGUGGGCUUGAAUUCUCUAUCUGGUAAAAAUAGAGGGGCUGCAGUGAGAUGGUGCGACUGCAAACACUUACAUUAUUCGAAGGAAACGUCCAGAUCUGCAUUGACCAAACUGUCCCCACAGGAGGUAGACAGUAUCCUGCGAGCCAAUGAGUACACGCACGAGUUCAAAGAGGGCUCAGUAAAGUCGUACGACUCGAAUCAGCUGCCGUCCAACAAUCCCAUUGAAGACACUCGAUCUGAAGCCUCCUGCCUCCUAACUACAGGUCUCUUGGUCGGCGUGUUCGAUGGGCACGGAGGCGGAGCCUGCGCCCAAGUAAUCGCCAAGCGCCUAUUCAACUACAUAACCGCAUGUCUUCUACCUCAUGAGAACCUCUUGCAAUACGUGCACUCCAUUGCCCAGCCAGAGCAUCCGGAUCUGCUGCAGAGCUACAACGAUAAAGUGCAGUUCGUCGAAGACGUCCGAGACAUCUACAAGGAGAGUUUCGUGCAGUUUGUCAAGGAACUAGCCGAGGAAGAGUGCAAGCAGAACUUUGAAAUGAGCCGCGCAAUUGAGCGGGCCUUUUUGCGGCUCGACGAGGAUUUGAGCAAGGAAGCGAUGCCCAAAGACGGCAAAGUCAACAUGAAGACUCUUUCGGUGGCAAUGAGCGGAGCUGUUAGUUGUGUAGCGCACAUUGACGGCCCUCAUCUUCACGUGGCCGGCGUUGGAGAUUGUUGUGCAGUUUUAGGAUCGCUGUCGGAAACGAACUCAUGGAUAGCGAAAAAGCUUACUGAAGAGCACAACACGUACAAUCAGAUGGAGUUGGACAGGAUCUACUCUGAGCAUCCUGCCCAAGAAAAGCAGACUGUGAUCAAAAUGGAUAGGCUGUUGGGGCAAUUGGCCCCGCUAAGGGCGAUGGGUGAUUUUAGGUUUAAAUGGAGCAAGGAAAUCAUGACCAAUCUAGUCGCGAAAAACUUCGGAACCCAAAUGAUCCCGCUCAACUACCACUCGCCGCCUUAUUUAACCGCCAGGCCAGAUGUGACCUAUCACAAGCUCACUCCUAGGGAUAAGUUCCUCAUUAUUGCCUCGGACGGUUUAUGGGAUUGCCUCACUCCUUUGCAGGCAAUCAGACUAGUGGGGGAACACAUGAAAGGCAAAGUCACACUGCACCCACUAAAAUUGCCCAGGAAAAACAUGAAAAUUGCGGAAAUCAACGACAUGCUGCUUCAGCGCAAGGAAGGGUUGAAGAUCAAGCCGAAAGACUCAAACGCUGCUACGCAUAUCAUCCGGAACGCCCUGGGUGGCACUGAGUAUGGGAUUGAUCACUCGAAGAUUUCCCAGCUGCUCACCUUGCCGGACGAUGUUGUGAGGGUAUUUAGGGACGAUAUAACGGUAACGAUCGUGUACUUUGAUACGGAAUUUUUGCGGCAUUGUCCUGCAUAGUGAUCGGGUUUGAGUGGCCACUUUGGUUCCUUUGAAGGUCCAAGCGACCAGCGUCAAGUUUCGAUGUACUUAUUGAAUCGCCAAAAUGAAUGGCGUUGCUUUAAAGGGCGUGUUUAUUAAUUUCCUGCAACACCUUGAGUGUUUCUGCCACUUGGGUCUAGUUGGUUCCGCAAGGCCUUCAGUAUCAUGCUUCCUAUGUACACUAUGGGACAAAGCAAGAAAACGUAUUGUUCAUGUUUGAGUUAAAAAAACUUCUGAGUUGUGAUUUUUAGAGAAGUGUAAUAAAAUGCUGUCCUUACCCUGUA